UGAUAGCAGUUUUAACUUGUUAUACGUUAGUCGGGUUUUGUAGCGUCAUAUUGAAUAUUUAACAUGUGUUUAACUACGUUAGUAUCAUGGGAGGUUGAUAAUGCGAAAAGAAAAUUAAAUGAGCCAGAAAGCAAGUUUAAAAAUAAACUGUUCAAAGACACAGUAAAUGGAAGAAAAUUGGAGUUUAAUGAGGAUCAUCUUAUUGUUGCAGUGUUGUCCAUAUUGUUUAUAGUUAUUUUACAUUUAGUUUUAAUUUUGGGACAUAUCUUUUAUCACGAGUGGAAAUAUUUUAAAACAGAAAUGAUUAAAGAUUUUCCUGUGCCAUGUUCCUCCCUUUCUUUAAGUGCCGAUGAAGAUUAUGUAACAUUUGAUUUGAACAAAAGUGUUUUGAAAACAUACAUUGAUGACAAAGGAAAUUAUAUUUGCAGUAAAAACAAUUUGUCAGAAAUACUCCAAACGGUCGUGGAGAGAGUAUCAAGGGUACAGCUAGCUCAAGGACAAGAUAAGCGAUAUUUAUCCUGUGGAAAUGAAAGCCUCAGAGAAGCCUCCGGAUAUCAGACGGUAUUCUUCAGGGAAAUCUUGAAGCAAGAAAACAACUCAGUGCAAGCAUCCAUUCCAUCUAAUAACCUUACAUCUAUAAUACAGUCGAGGAAAAAUGCAACGGGACAUAAAAAGGUCUCUCUAGUUUGCUGGCUAAUUGGAAGCAUUUUGGCUAUGUGCAAUAUAGUGAAGCUGACGCAGCAGACAAUAAACUGUACUGGAAUAAACAUCCAAGUAAAUGCUAUGUGGACAACUCGAUUAAAUACGACGAUGGUGAGGUGAUCAUUCCGGAAGGACGAGACUACUAUCUGUAUGCGUCGAUACAUUUUAAUAUAACACACAAGAACGGAAUCGACCAGAAAGGGGUUCAAAGACCAGAAAGAAUUACAAUCAGAAUUUGUAAAACUGUAUACGGAUAUGAACAGACAUUGGUAGGGAGAUCAGAAAUAUUCAAUAUGACAAAUACUGGUGAUGUAGUUGGUAGCCUAAAAAUAGAAACACAUGUACAUCUAACAAGAAAUGAUAGAAUUUAUGUCCGAGUAAACGAUGCAAGCAGAAUUAUACAUAACUCAAAAGGUAACUCGUUUGGAUUAUUUCCUCUAUAAGUUAGAAUAUGAAGCAUGGGUAUUUUUAUACUUUUGUUAUAUUUUUUGCAUGCAUGUAAACUAACAAAAUGUUAUGCUAAAGUAAAAGGUCAUUGGCUAUUGGAACAGUAGCCUAUCGAAAUAAAACUUCAAAAAUCUCAAAUUUAAAUAUCUAUUGAGGUUUUUUUGUUUUGUUUUUUAAUUAUAAGACCAGCAAAGGAAAUAUUUGAUAUAAUUCUUGCAUGUCCAAGCAUGUCUUUGCAACACUGGCACCGAUUCAGGUAGCACCAAUCUCUAACAGGAUUGUAUAAAUAAGAAGUAUUACAGCUCAGUAGAAGGAUCUCAAAUUUCAAUGCUUUACAUAAUUAUUCAUAACGAAGUAUGUUUUAUUAAUGUAAACAUUGUUUUUUCUCUUUUUUUACUAAACGUACCUUCAUAAACUUUAUAUGGUUGCAUAACUUAUCGUAUGAAAUAGACUUUCCCCGUAAUUAAGAAUAAUUUGGGGUUUUCCUAGCUAAUCCAGGGGUACAAACAAAUGUACUACUAAAGAACCUCUGGAAAAAUAAAACUGAGUAGGUAAUGUUUACGAUUUCGAGCUGUCCAUAUAGUCGGCAGGUAAACUGACAAAACAAUCUUGCCCAUUAAAAUUGAGUAUAGCUUUUUACCAGUUUAAAUGUUUCAAAUUACCUUAAACUUUUUUUUCUAACAAAAAUCCAAAUUGUUUUACUUCCACGGACAGUGAUACCACGUCUAAUGUCUAUCUUUAAAGAACGAUUUGAUUGCAUGGCUAAAAUAGCUCUCUCGAGAAAUCCGAAUCAUAACGAAGGCUAAACAAAUACGGUGUCAAUCAGAUCUACAUGCAAGAAAUAACUUGAGAGUAGAUCUGAACUUUAGUCAGUUUGUCUGAUAUAAAUACCUGUUUGUUUGCUUUUUGUUGUUUUUAAUGGGGCGAGGGGGUUCUUUGUUGUUAUUUUUUUACAGGAAAUGCAUUUCAAAACUAAUUAUAGAUUAUAUGAUAAAUAGUGUGUCACGAGUGCCUUUCCAUAUCAAAUUCAUUAAACGAGUUGAAUUAAAAGUGAUCAAAAUUAAAGGCUGUAUCGAGUAUGCGAUAAAAUUGUUGAUAACAGAAGAUAAGUACUAUCGGCGACUGACUUUUUGUUGACAGUGCGUAUGAAUAUCAGUAGCUUGACAGUUGCAUAAUUAUAAGGCCCUCUUUAUUAAUUUGAUAACGUUUUAUAAAUUUUCUGCCUAAAAUACAGGAAUAUCUUGAAGCGCGAAUACGCUACAACUGAUAGAAAAGUCAGUAUUAUGUAAUUGACAAGUACGGUACCAUAUGUGGAAGUGCCAGACUAUUUUGACGUUGGUGUGUGUAUGAAAUAGCAUUUGGAAACAGGAACCAAACUUUUUAAAGGCGAAGCCGGUUUUUGCAAAAAUUACAUAUUUAUUUAUUUUCUUGACAGCUACAUUUCGGUUUCUGAAAUAACUAAUAGGAGUAAGGUAUAUUGAAACUCCUUUUGACUUAAAGCGGGAAGGAAUAUAAAAAUAGGAAAAUAAUGUUGUAUAAGCUUUCAAAGGUUAUACUACUCGCAACAUAGGCAAAAUUGAUAUCUCGCGAGACCAAACGAGAUAUCAAUUUUCCAACCCUGCUUGUAGAAAAAUACAAAGCCUCAGAAAGCUACUACAACAUAAUAUUCCCUAUUUAUUGCAUGUUUUUAUCUCCUGCGUAGUAGUGGUUUAUGUAAAGACAAAAAUAUUCUAAAUCUAUAAACAGACUAAAAUAGCUUUUUAUUUUUCUUGAAAAGGUUAUAAAGCCAUUUAAUCUGUGUUAUAAAUUGAUAUUUACACAGAGAGAUAAAAAAAAACACAACGCUUGCGUAAACAGCUGCGUUUUCCCGCCAAAUAUAUAAAAAUAGAUAUAUCAAGUAGGAAUUUGCAUUACAUUUUUUUGCACUGUUUUGCCAAUAACUUUUUUAUUAAUUAUUAUGACUUGUUAAAACAUGUUGUUUACGCGAUCUUACAUGACAGAUUCCCUUUUUUCUUAAUUUGAACUGUCCAUGAACAGGUUCAAACCAAGGCUGCGACAUUUUAAAUUUGCCGUAUUUGAUCUUCUUUACGGAAUUAAUUUCGUAUAAUUUAUUUCAUAUAAUAACGUCAUUAUUUUUUUGUAAUAAGAUCCCAUGAUAUAAAUGAUAAUAUUAUAUUUUUAAAGGUUGAUUUCAAAUGAAUGUAAUUUAAGUGUUACUGUAUAUCCAUUAAAGGUAUGAUAAAGGCCAUAUGUAAAUAAUUGUUUGAAUGGCUGUUUGCAACAUAUAAAUAUUUAAUAUGUAAUGAAUAAAAAGUAUAAAUUACAUUCUUGAUAUAUUAUUUGCAUAAUUAUUUGCAUAAAUUAAAUAUACCCUACAGUGUUUAAUUAGGAAUGUA
Ruditapes philippinarum (Manila clam) is the source of this 3545-nucleotide messenger RNA. RefSeq lists its product as uncharacterized. NCBI's taxonomy places the organism in Eukaryota, Metazoa, Mollusca, Bivalvia, Venerida, Veneridae. Gene Ontology annotation, molecular function: tumor necrosis factor receptor binding. The coding region runs from base 64 to 822 and encodes 252 amino acids. The record is from RefSeq and is a predicted model, not a curated record. Gene Ontology annotation, biological process: immune response. Gene Ontology annotation, cellular component: membrane. The transcript is spliced from 5 exons.